AGCAGCGAAAUGAUAGUACACCAGCGGGAAAUUGGAUAUUUGGAUUCAGUAUGAGAGAACUGGGCAAGUUGUAUCCAUAUUCAUGGUUUUGGGAGAUAUUUUAACAUGGACUGAUUUUCAACUAACUAGAGGCCGCGGAACAGGAAACUUGUCACUUUACCUUCACAAACUUUCAAGGCCUCUAAAUGUACUUUCAUGAACUAAGGGACAGACUCACCUCAUUUGAUGAUACUGAUAAAUUAAGAAAUAACCUGUCAGUUUAGGAUCUAAAAAAAACCCUUGAAUUUUAAUUUAAAAAGGGGGAAGGGAAAGUCUAAAGGUGUCAUGUGCACUUUUACACAAUCACAGAUAAGAGGAUUAAAGUGGGACAUAUAGUGUUGGAUUUGCUGAAUUGCUCCUACUUUGCUAAAGAACAUUGGAAUAUCAAGACUUGAGACUGCACUCUGGUGCAUAUUCCUUGAAGCGAGACAACUCAGAUGGUGCUGAUUUGAAGAGAAAUAUCGGCUGUGCACACUAAAUCACAGAGGUCAUACUCAUAAGACCUUUCAUCCGAAAACAAUUGAACGGCGUGGGCAUGGAUCCAUCUGAAGUGGAGUUCCUGGCAGAGAAGCAGGAGGUCACGAUUGUUCCCAACUUCUCCCAUGAUGAAGUUUUCUUGAUAGCGGGCAACGUUGGACCGUUCAACCCUAGUUUACCCAUGAAGGUCCCCCUCUGGAUGGCUGUCAAUCUGAAACAAAGACAGAAGUGCAGGAUCCAACCUCCUGAUUGGAUGAAUGUCGAGAAACUAGAAGAAGUGAAGAAACAAGAGCAGGAUUCAGCUGUUUUUCAACCCAUGGUGAACCCACAUUAUAUGGAGGUUACUAAACUACUUCUCAGCCAUGCUACAGAUGACAUUCCCAAUGCCGAUGAAGUAAACACGUUGAUCAAAGAUAUAUGGGACGUGAGGAUGGCCAAACUGAGGCAGAGUAUUGACAAGUUUGUCAAAGAUCAGGAAACACAUGCUAGGCUCGACAACUUGUCACUGAUGGAGAUCAACACGAUAAGACCAUUCCUCACAGAAGCCCUGGACCACAUGCACACAUUACGCAUGAAUCUCUUAACAGCAGGCCCAGGUCCUACUCAAGACAGCUAAGACUGGGUCUGUCAAGAGACUUG
Molecule: messenger RNA, 1155 nt
Organism: Lytechinus variegatus (green sea urchin)
Lineage: Eukaryota; Metazoa; Echinodermata; Echinoidea; Temnopleuroida; Toxopneustidae
Product: DNA replication complex GINS protein PSF2-like
Exons: 5
Coding region: 575-1132 (185 amino acids)
Biological process (GO): double-strand break repair via break-induced replication; DNA replication
Cellular component (GO): nucleus; GINS complex
Source: RefSeq, a predicted model, not a curated record